AUGGGCCCAUCACUCGGAUAUGCCGCCACCUGUAAGGAGGUGUUACAGACGCCUCUCUCUCCCUCUCGCUUGUCAGUCACCCCCACCCCACCCCACCCUAUGGCGGGGUUCCUGAGACGGGAUGGAAGGGAUGAGACGUUUUGUUCUGGAUCUGCGCUAAGAGGCGGCUUUGUCUUUGUCUCGACAAGUCGGGAAACUGCAAGAGCUCGUACCGGUACCGGCGGGCUGGAAGAUGAAGAUGUAGAGAUGAGCUACCUUAUCAUGAGUAGCUGCUAG
This is a messenger RNA of Morchella sextelata, 276 nucleotides long. RefSeq lists its product as uncharacterized. Bases 1 to 276 code for a protein of 91 amino acids. The transcript has 4 exons. The record is from RefSeq and is a predicted model, not a curated record. Lineage: Eukaryota; Fungi; Ascomycota; Pezizomycetes; Pezizales; Morchellaceae.